Triticum urartu is the source of this 995-nucleotide messenger RNA. Lineage: Eukaryota; Viridiplantae; Streptophyta; Magnoliopsida; Poales; Poaceae. The record is from RefSeq and is a predicted model, not a curated record.
AAGAAACUAUGCACAGUGUGCCUAGAAUGUGUUGAUCGCCAUUAUUGGCACAUGAAAGAUCAUGAUUGGUGUUUUCUCAAGGUUAUGAGUCUGAGUAAUUUCAAGGAUGAAAUGGCCAUACCAGAUGAGUUCACCACUAAUUUCAGAGGUCACAUUUCUGAUAAAGUCAAACUAGAAGUACCUGAUGGCAACAUUUAUAAUGUUCAGGUUGCCAAGGAACAGGAUAAGUUUAUUCUUCGAUCAGGGUGGGUGGACUUCACUGGUGCUUAUGAACUUAAACAGUACGACUCCCUGUUCUUUAUAUAUAGUGGGGACUCCCACUUCAAAGUUCGAAUCUUAAAACCAAGUGGUUGCGAGAAAGCGUUGUCAUAUGUUACAAUGAGCUGUGGUCCUAAUGUCCAAGAAAGGGUCAUUUGUCAUGCUCUAUCACUACCUAGCAUAAAAAGAUGUAGAAAUGACAAUUUGACGGACAAUUUGAAAACUGCAAAGGUUACUCCAACGGACUCACCUUCGCAGAAAUCAAGUUCAGAAAUGAACAGUUGAGUGUGCAAUUUCCAUUACUGCUUUUUAGGAUUUCUUUUACUACUUUUUUGUUCUCAUUGCUGCUUUCAUGAUUGAUGUUGCACAGCACAAGAUGUCACAUCUUCAAAAGAUAUUCCGGAACCAAGGAGUUCAUAUGGCCUUCCGGGGUCCACUGAAUCAUGAUACAUCUUAGAAAAGGGCUGUAUACUGACUAGCGCUCAGAAGGCAAGAGUUGACACAUUUGUGAAGGAAAGUUGGACUGGAAUCCAAAUUUAUGUCACAGUCAUGAAUGAGAAAAGUCUGCCUGAUGGUUGUCUGGUACAGUAUCUUUUGCAGUGAAUGAUCUUUUUGAAUGAAUACUAUAAUAUCUUGCUAGAGCUUUGUCGAAAUUGUUAAAACCCUAGCUCUCUGCAAUUACGGUCAGUUCAUUUAUUUGUAACAGGUCAUCUGCAAGGAUUUUGCAGCCAAACACC